Molecule: messenger RNA, 2037 nt
Organism: Spirodela intermedia
Lineage: Eukaryota; Viridiplantae; Streptophyta; Magnoliopsida; Alismatales; Araceae
Source: the annotation of a GenBank genome assembly
AUGUGGGCUUCCUGCUGUACCCACCGCCACCAUUGCCACCCGCUCGUCCACCACCUCCCCUUCUUCCCCACCCACCACGAACCCCCCCAUUUCUUCCUCUUCCACUGCGUCUACUCCUCCUUCCCCCGCCACCACCAUGCCGCCGCCGCCGCGGCGGCGCCGCUGCAUUCCGCCGCCCCGGCCGUCGGCAGCAACAAUCAUCUCAUCCAGUCCCUGUGCCGGCAGGGCAAUCUCAAGCAGGCGCUGCGGCUGCUGGCGAAGGAACCGAACCCGACACAGCGGACCUUCGAGGCCCUCAUCCUCUCCUGCGCACGCCGCCGUGGCGACGACGCGCCCUCCCUUGGCGUGGCCGUCCACCGCCGCCUGGUCGACGACGGCUUCGACCAGGACCCUUUCCUCUCCACCAAGCUCAUCGACAUGUACUCGGAGUUCGGCGCCGUCGCCGACGCCCGCCAGGUGUUCGAGGAAACGUGCGACAAGACCAUCUUCGUCUGGAACGCGCUGCUGAGGGCCCUCGCCGUGGCCGACGAGGGGGAGGAGGCCUUCCCGCUCCUGCGGAAGAUGGUGGCCGCCGGAACCCUGCCCGACAGCUUCACCUACUCCUGCAUGCUCAAGGCCUGCGUGGGCAUGUCCUCUCACCUCGCCCUUGCCCCCACAAGGAUCAGGGAGCUCCACGCCCACGCCCUCCGCCAUGGAUUCGUCCCCCGAGUUCACGUCGCCACCACACUGCUCGACGUCUAUGCGAAGAUCGGGGACAUCGCCUACGCACGGAAUAUGUUUGACGAUAUGCCCAACAAGAAUGUCGUCUCCUGGAGCGCCAUGAUCGGCUGUUACGCGAGGAACGAGAGAGCCUUCGAUGGUCUGCGGCUCUUCCAGGAGAUGCUGCUGGUGCCGGCGGAGAACGCUCCCAACGCCGUCACCAUGGUCAGCACACUCCAGGCCUGCGCGAGCCUGGCGGCGCUGGAGCAGGGGAGGAUGCUCCAUGGCUACCUCCUCCGCCGGCGGCUCGACGUGAUCCUCCCCGUGACUAACGCUCUCAUCGCCAUGUACGCCAAGUGCGGUCGGCUGGAGGCCGGCCGCCGCGUCUUCGCCGGCGCCGGCGGCCGGCGGGACGUCGUCUCCUGGAACUCCCUCAUCUCCGGCUACGGUAUGCACGGCCACGGCGAGGACGCCGUCUGCACCUUCGAGGACAUGAUCGCCGCCGGCGUGCGGCCCACGGCCAUCACCUUCGUCGCCCUCCUCGGCGCCUGCAGCCACGCCGGGCUUGUCCAUGCUGCGCAGCAGUUCUUUGUCUCCAUGGGCAGAGACCACGCCGUGGUCCCGCGGGCGGAGCACUACGCCUGCAUGGUCGACCUCCUCGGCCGCGCCGGCCGGCUCGAGGACGCCGCCGCCGUCGUGGAAGGCAUGCGCAUCGAGCCGGGCCCCACGGUGUGGGGCGCCCUGCUCGGCGCUUGCCGUAUACACGGCGCGGUGGAGCUCGCGGAGAGGGCCUGCAAGCGCCUGUUCGAGCUCGAGCCGAGCAACGCCGGGAACUACGUGCUCCUCGCCGACGUCUACGCCGGCGCCGGCAUGUGGGGGGAGGUGGGCCGGGUGAAGAAGUUGAUGGAGGCGCGGGAGCUGCAGAAGCUGCCGGGGUGCAGCUGGGUCGAGGUGAGGCGGCGGAUGUACGCCUUCACGGCGGCGGAGGAGGCGGCGCCGCUGGCGGAGCAGCUCCUGGCGCUGCUGUGCAAACUGGUGGCGGAGAUGAAGGAGGAAGGGUACGUGCCGGACACGAGGUUCGUGUUGUACGAUCUGGGGCAGGAGGAGAAGGAGCGGAUCCUGCUGGGGCACAGCGAGAAGCUGGCCUUGGCCUUCGGGCUCAUCAACUCCGGCGCCGGCGAGGUCAUCCGCAUCACCAAGAACCUGCGGCUCUGCGAGGACUGUCACUCGGUCACCAAGUUCGUUUCCAAGUUCGCCAACAGGGAGAUCCUCGUCAGGGACGUGAAUCGCUUCCACCAUUUCCGCGACGGCCGGUGCUCCUGCGGCGACUACUGGUGA